AUGGCCCUGUCCGAGCUGUCUCGCCAGUUGCGCCAGCUCCUCGACGACCCCUCCGACGCUCAGCCAGCGGCCCAGCUAUCGCCUGCUAUUGAUGCCUUCAUCCACGAAUACACGACGUCCUCAGAGCCCGACGUCCUACAGACCCGUCUGGACGACGAGUUGCUCACCAUUCACAAGGACCUCGUCGACCACACAUCGCCGCGGCAUGUGGACUCAUUUCUGACCGUACUCCAGGAGUUGUCUCCGAUUCUCUCCCCUUGCUCGUUGAUUUCUACUUGGUUCGACAUCAUACUCCGCCCUGCGCUGCGGGACCCUAAGCUCCCCGACGGUACCGUCAACCGUGCAAAGGAGCUCAUCUUAUCAGCCCUCCAGAGAAGAACUGAUGACUACUACGAAAAGAUCAAAGACUUUCGGCGGCGUCUAAUGGAUCUAUAUUUGCUAGACGUUCAUAACGAGAUAUCGGGUGAGGACGUCUUGGAAUGGGCAGCCUUGGACCAGGAGCAGAGAGGGAAGAGGACAUGCUGGAAACGGAACCUAGAGGACACUCUUGCAAAGUAUAGCCUUGGUCAGCCCGAGGAUUUCUUUACGGAAAUGAACGAGUCUUUCGCCGUGCCCUCAUCGCGGCAGCAAUUGUUGGUACUGCUCAACUGUUGCGCAUCUCAAGACUUGUUUCCUUCGCACGCAGCAGCCGUAUUGGCUUCUCAUCCUUUGUUAUCGUCCCUGUUAAUGUCACUGCUUGUAGACAACUCAUCGACUGUUUGCACCAGUGGCCUUACUGUGAUCUCGAAACUUCUUCCAAUACUUGCAGUGCACGCCACUGAUGGCUUGAAAGCGAUAUUGCCCCCACUUCUCGUUAUCCUGGCGCGGACCAUAUGCUGGAAAGAAAGACGACCGCCCGUCACUCCAUCUGAAGACAUCGAGUCAGGUGAGAAUGCGGAUCAAGAGGUCUCAGAAGCUAGUUCGGUCGAAGCUCUUCCUCAGCUCCGUCCUGAGACAGACUGGCAAAGACUGGAAAUGACAUUCACCGCUUCAUCUGCGCCUUCACCCCAUCACUUCUUUACUUACGUCUAUUAUCUGUUCCCCUGCAAUACGAUCCGAUUUCUACGUAACCCCAUGUCCUACAUAAAUGGCCACAAUCUGCCGAGCCCAUACAUCGUGCCAUGGGACGAGAUAUUGGAUGAAGACGAGAUAAAAAGUAGGAGUGAGUCCAUACUGCGAGGGCAUGUUUUACAUCCUCGCCUGCUAUGGAGUGAUGCAGCCGAGGAACUCACCGAGCCCCGAGUUUGGGAGCAAUAUCCGGUUUCUCGUAUCGUAGGGGAAUGCACAAUGCUGGACGUUCGGAGCGCGUCGCUGGCAUUGCGCGCCCGAGCUCUUGGUGACGAGGGCGAAGGCCCAUCCCAAGCAGAGGAAGACCAAAAUGUGGCAACAGUUACACCUCAUAUGAUCGAUCUCAGCACGACACCAGGACGCCCUCGCGUAUCCUUGCGAGAAAUCUUAACUACUUCUUUGGCACUCAACUCCGUCGAGGACGUCGAGAUCGUCGAUAUGGAGCCCGGCUGGCCGCCAGAACUAUUUCCUAGUGCAGGCGGUUCUCCAUCCAAAAGGUCUGUAUCCCUUCCUCGAGAGGGUGAAGAUACCACCACGGAGCAUGGGAACCCUGGUCAGGUCGUCCAGGCAAUUUCGGCAUUACAGAGGGAGGUGUUGCUCUUGCGGAAUGAGCUCAACUUCGAGACAUGGGUCAAUCGGGAGAACGCCAAGCAUAUCGGUCGUCUCCACCAGGAUCGUAUACUCUCUCGGAGUGCUGAGAUUGAACGUCAGGGACUGCACAACAAAUUGCGAGAAUAUAAAACUCAGGUCAAUCGUCUCAGGAACGAAUUGAAGCAGUACAAAGAACAAUCGAACAGUGCGAAGCAAAUGUACGUGAACUGGAAUACCGAACAGCAGAAUAAGCUCCGCAGCUUCCGGGAGAAAUGGAAAUCUUGGCAAGCUGAGGCAACAAACUUGCGAAAUGAGAACAAAGAAGCCAAGGCGCAUUUAGAAGCUCAAGAAACAUUACUGGGGGACGCUGCUAGGAGAGUCUUUGAGCUAGAAACUGCCACCAAGGAAAAUCAGCACAAGAUUGACCGGUUGCAUGACUAUGAACGACGGAUCGACCAACUCACGAAGAUGCAACGCCUCUGGGAUGAAGACGUGAAACGCUGCAACGAGCAGGCCCAGAUAAUGGAAGGGCUCCUCAGCACGUACAAAAAGAUGGAGCUGCGCUUGGAAGCGUAUGAGAAGACACACGCAGAGAUGGAAGACAAUGCACGUGCUGCAAGCCAGAAGAUUCAAGAACUAGAAGCAAGGCUGUCCCUGGCCCAAAGGGACGACACAGCACGGCAGCAGUUUGCUACAGAAGUGGAGGCUCUCAACAAGGAUCGAAUAAUGCUGGUCCAGGAUAACAAAGCCCUGAGGGCGUCCAACAAUGACUUACGAGAUGAGGUGCUUGAGCUAGAGCAUAUGAUAGAGUUACUCAAGGCUCAGGUCAGUGGAAAGAGAGGCCUUGUCGCGGAGCGACCUAGUACACCGCCUUCAAUGACCUAG
Molecule: messenger RNA, 2583 nt
Organism: Gloeophyllum trabeum ATCC 11539
Lineage: Eukaryota; Fungi; Basidiomycota; Agaricomycetes; Gloeophyllales; Gloeophyllaceae
Exons: 7
Coding region: 1-2583 (860 amino acids)
Biological process (GO): negative regulation of TOR signaling; regulation of cell cycle
Cellular component (GO): TSC1-TSC2 complex
Source: RefSeq, a predicted model, not a curated record